Messenger RNA from Saprolegnia parasitica CBS 223.65, 435 nucleotides. RefSeq lists its product as hypothetical. Lineage: Eukaryota; Oomycota; Saprolegniomycetes; Saprolegniales; Saprolegniaceae. The record is from RefSeq and is a predicted model, not a curated record. Bases 1 to 414 code for a protein of 137 amino acids. The transcript has a single exon.
AUGCAAGCGAUCGCAAAGACGAUGGUCAUGGAGGUACUCCGGCGCCAUGGCGUCCCCGUGCUCGACAACGGCGUCUUUGUGCAGCCGCCGUCAAUCUCGGACACGCAGGUCGACCGCCUCGUCCCCGUGGCCGAGCGACUUGUCGAGAAGACGCUCGACGACAUGGGGAAGCUUCUCGGCCCACGCUUGCCGUACCCGAGCCCACUCAACCACUUGAUCGUACACACCGACACGAUGGGCUACAGCCUCGCGCUGCCGGGGUCGUUUGCCAAGCUGCUGCACUUUCUCUUCAUGGUUGCCCCCAUGCACCGCACGAUCUUUUACCGCUACAACUUUACCAUCAAGCAGAUCACAUGCGAGGACGAGUACCUCGAAUUCGUCCUUGGCCACACGCACGAAAUCUUCCUGCGGUAGGCCAUCCGCAUGCUGGACCGG